GAGUACUUCACUACUUCAGUGACCAAACUGAACUAUAUAGUUGAGUUGAGUGCUUACUUUCGUAUUUAACCAGAAGAAAGAUCAACCGUAAAAGGACUGUCUUACGGGCUACGGCUGCCGGCAAAAAAAGAGACGUAUUUCCCCCACCAAAACACAGAGAAAGAGAGAUGUCGGCCAAUGAUCCGCGACAGCCAGCGGCCGCGAAACCCUUCGUCCCUCCGGUGGUUGCGCCGGAGGAGAUGCCCGUCGAUUACUCAGGCUUCCUCGCUGUCCUCUUCGGCAUAGCCGGCGUCAUGUUCCGGUACAAGCUUUGCUCGUGGGUUGCCCUAAUUUUUUGCGCCCAGUCGCUUGCCAAUAUGAAGAACAUUGAGAAUGACCUGAAGCAGAUCUCCAUGGCCUCCAUGUUUGCAAUUAUGGGAUUGGUGAAUAACUACAUGGGACUUGCUCGACCCGGCACGAAAGCUUGAUAGUUAAUUUGCGCAGGAGGGGAAAUGGGUACUAGCAUGUCUGCAGAUCGUUUUUUUUUUUUUUGAACCGAUACAUGCUCAGAAUAUUUUGGCAGGGCCAAAUUGCACCAUUAAUCACGGUCUUUAAAACUUCGUUCAUGUUUGCAUAAAAGAAAAAGAGCAAACGUUUCGUAGUGUAACCGCUACUGGCCUUGCACCUUCGUUGUUUCAUCAUUAGUAGUUGUUUGGCCAGCUCUGUUAAAUUAAUCCUACAAACUAUUGGCUUCGACGAUAGCUUUGACUGUUGAGUAGGUGACUGGUAUUUUGGUGUACCGAUGAAGCGCUGUCAGAGAUUCUUCUUGUCCUUGCCGUCGUAAAGCUUUUCAGUGUAUUGGUAGAGUACGUAGGCGAAAGGAACGUCACAGGCGG
Linum tenue is the source of this 875-nucleotide messenger RNA. Lineage: Eukaryota; Viridiplantae; Streptophyta; Magnoliopsida; Malpighiales; Linaceae. The record is from the annotation of a GenBank genome assembly.